Messenger RNA from Cuscuta europaea, 21266 nucleotides. NCBI's taxonomy places the organism in Eukaryota, Viridiplantae, Streptophyta, Magnoliopsida, Solanales, Convolvulaceae. The record is from the annotation of a GenBank genome assembly.
CAAAAACGAGACCAUCCAUCUUCUUGACUGUUUCCCAGCAAUAUACUCAAGAGCCAUAGAUGAAUCCGAUUCAACAACAAAAUCUUCAUAUCCUUCUACCGACACCCACUUCGCCGCAUGAACAAUAGCUUCAAACUCAGCCUCCAGAGCCGAGCUAGCUUGCAGAGGGAAGCUAAUCGCCUGAAUCAUCUUUCAAUUUCGAUCUCUAAGGAUCGCUCCUCCAGACGCCUUGAAAGAUAAGUAUUUCGCAUCAACAUUAACUUUCCAUUGUUGCUUCGGUUUCUUCCAUCUGACAAAUUGUGGCCGUGCAUAUUUAAUCUUGAAAUUUUCCUGUAUCAAGUGUUCCUAAAAAAGAAUAGAUCCAAUUGACCGAAGCUUUAAGCCAGAUAAACUAAUUGCCCAGGAGUGAGUGUAGAGCUUUAUUUGGAUUAUGAUUUGUUCUGCAGUGACUUGAGUCUUCCCAGAUCCCCAAAUUAUAGAGGAGUAAGCUUUCCAGAUAAACCAAAGGAUAACUCCUGAAAUAUUCCUUUUAAAAACCUGAACCAAAUUUGUAACACUUUUGCCCUUCCAUUUCAUACGCAUUGGAUUAAAAUCCUGUCCAUGAGGUUUGUGAAUAUCUAGAAUUCCCCAAAAAUAAGCCCAAACCUCUGUAACCACCUUACAUUGAAAGAAAAUAUGAACCAUGUCAUCUCUAUAACUUCUGCAUAAAGGGCAUAUUGAAGGGUUUAAAACUGUUUUAAAUCUACCAAGAUUGUCAGAAGUAGGGACGAUCCCUUUAACAAUUUUCCAUUGUAUAAGUUUAAUUUUCAGCUCCUGUUUUGACUCCCAAAUGUUCUGAAAAACUUCUUGAUUGUAUGACAAUUCCCUAACCUCUUCAUAUGCAGAUUUAAAAGUAAAUUGACCAUCUUCCUCCUCAUUCCAAAUUAUAGCACCAGAGUUGUCAACAGUACAAAGAUCAGAAGCAUAGUUAUGGAUGGAGUAUAUUCUUCUCCAGAUAGGGGAAUUAGUCAGUUUAGGUAUCAUAUUUCCUCCUCGAUUGUAUCUAGCUUUAAUAAACUUUGUCCAUAGAGAAUCACCUGCUUGCCACUUCCACCAAAGUUUAAUAGCAAAGGCUUUCUCAAUAUCCCCUAGGGCCCUAAUUCCCAGUCCUCCUUCCCAAGUUGGAUAGCACAACUUAGACCAUUUUAUCCAGUGAUGCUUUUCCUUUUCAUUUGAUGAACCCCAAAAAAAUGAGGCCAUUUUCCUGUUAAGAACAGAUAUGACUUUCUUGAGAAGAUUAUCCACUGCCAAAGUAUGUAGAAGUAUGGAACUAAGAACGUGUUUUAUAAGAAUGAGCCUCCCCCCUUGGGAAAGAUUUUUCUGUUUCCAUGGUGAAAGUUUAUUCUCAAAUUACUGAAUAAUGUUCCCACAGUACUGAAACCUAUUAAUUCCUUUAUGGAGAUUUACUCCCAAGUACUUAAUAGGCAAUGAAGCAAGUUUCAUUACAAAGGAGCCCUUAAUCUUCAUUUUCUGGCUGGAGAAGAAUGACCACAGAUAAAAGAACUUUUUUCAAAGUUAACCUCCUGACCACUUGCAUUCUGAUAGGAAACCAGAAAAUUUUUGAAAUUUGAAACUGAUCUAGCUUCCCCAUUAGUAAAAAUCAACAAAUCAUCUGCAAAACCCAAAUGUGAGACAGGAAACCCAUGAUGACCCAUCCAAAAAGGCUUAAUUUUUCCCACCUCCAUUAAUCCAUUAAGACCCCUGGAAAAAGCUUUUGCUGCAAUGAUGAAUAGAAAAGGGGAAAGGGGAUCUGCUUGCUUGACCCCUCUGGUAGGCUUGAAAAAACCUUGGGGAGAGCCAUUAAUAAGAACAGAUAGGAAAGUAGCCUUGAGGUUAUUCAUGAUAAGAUGAACAAAAUGGUGACCAAAGCCAAAUUUCAGUAGGAUAGCACCCAAAAACUGCCAGGAGACUUUGUCAAAAGCUUUUGCCAUAUCAAGCUUUAUCACAAGGUUAGACCCCCUAAUCUUUUUGUCAAUGCUGUGAAUCAGUUCCUGAGCAAUUAGAAUUUGAUCAGCAAUGUCUCUCCCAGCCAUGAACCCAGCCUGUUCAAUAGAGAUGAUUCUUGGCAGAAUGCCUCUAAGUCUAGUAACCAUCACCUUGGAGCAGAUUUUGCUAAUGAAAUUAAAAUGGAAAAUAGGUCUAUAAUCACUGAAAGCUUCUGGGCUAUCAAUCUUAGGAAUCAAAACAAUCAAUGCACUAGACAUGCCCUUAGGUAUUGAAAAGCCCAUAACGAAUUCUUGCACAGCUCUAGUGACAUCCAUACCCACAAUAGACCAACAUUUCUUGAAAAAUUUACCAUGAAAACCAUCUGGCCCAGGAGCAUUAUUCUGAUUAAGUUCCCAAACAGCUGCCUUAACUUCUGAAAGAUUAGGAAGACCCACCAGUUGUUUAUUGUCUUCCUGAUUAAUGAUUUGGGGUAUGUAUUGUAACAUAUCAUCAUAGCUAACAGGAGUCUUUUCAGUGUAGAGAUCAGAGAAAAACCUGACUGCUUCAGCCCCUAUAUCAGAAAGAGAAGUAAGUACAUUUCCAUCAGCCUGCUUGAUAGAGGUAAUACUCUGUUUCUUGUGUCUGAUUUUAACAUAUGAGUGGUAGAAAUGUGAGUUACAAUCUCCUUCUUUAAUCUAGUUGAUAUGAGCUUUUUGCUUCCAAAACUUCUUUUCCAACUUGUAUUUCUGUAUCAGCAGACUUUUUUUAUGGGACCAAGCUUCUCUAUUAUUUUCGCAACGGUCUUCUUCAAAUAACUUUUCAGAAUGCAACACCUCCUGUUCACAUAAUUUGUUAUCUUCAAAAAUAUUACCAAAUACCUCUUUAUUCCACACCCAAAGUUCUUUUUUAAGAUACUGCAAUUUAGCAAUGACACCUUUCAUUCCUCCACCAGUUUUCAUAGAAUUCCAUUUGGUCUGAACAAAAUCCAUGAAGUCCUUGUGCUGAAACCACAUGUUCUGGAAUUUGAAAAUUUUUGGGCCAGAUAAGUUCAAAUUGGAACAUUGGAUAAGUAUAGGGUUAUGAUCUGAGGGUGUCUUGUUAAGAAGGGAAAUCUUUAUAGAAUCAAAUUUGUUCAGAAAAAGAUUAGUAAAGAGAACCCUAUCCAAUCUUCUCCAAACCCUACCAUUGGCCCUCACUCCUGACCAAGUGUAUUUAGGACCAUCAUAGGGCAAAUCAAUCAGGUUAAUAGACUCUAUGAUUAUCAGCUAUUUCAUUAAAAUCGCCUCCCACCAUCCAAGGCAGAUUUAUAGACAAAGAAAUAGUAGCUAAGCCAUCCCAAAGUUCUCUUCUGGUUAUAUAACUAUGCUUGCCAUACACACCAGUAAUCCAGCCUUCAAAAUCAAUACUGUGAACCUUGAAAUGAACAAAUUGUGGGUGCCAGUUAAAAUCAGAAAUUUCCAUAGCUGAGGAAUUCCAAAAAACCCAGAUUUUAUUCAAAGGAGAAGAAAGAGCAUCACUAUAACCCAGAAUAUUUUUAUAAGAAUUAAUUUUGCUGCUAUCAACAAUAGGCUCUAUGAUUAUUUAAAUUUUAAUCCUCCACUAAUGAACUAGGGAAUGAAGUCUGGUACUGGAGGAGUCCAGACCCCUAGUAUUCCAAAUGAGACAAUUCAUUUAGGCAAAUUGAUGCCCCCCCUCCCCCUUUAGUUGCACUUCUUGUAGUUCUCUUUGCCUGAGUUUCAUGAGUGGACUGUUGUUUGGAAACACUCUUGCUAUCUUUGCUUUCAUUAUCUGUUGGUCCAUGCGAGCAGUUUGUUUACCCAAGUCUCCAAGCUCAUAAACUUUGGCUACAUCUGCAUUUUGAGCUCUUUCAUGCUCUUUUUGUGUUACAAUGGUAUCAAUUUUAGAGCAAAGGUCUGAUCAGGAUGUCAUAAACUCCUCUGGGCUGACUGAAACUUCAUCCUCCCCUUCAGAGUAGUAGCCCCUGUGAUUGAGAGUAUUCUCAACAUCAAAGAGGUUUUCAAUUUCUUUGAGGUGGGUAUCAUCUUUACUCUCCUUAAUCCUUUCAGGAUUGGUAAUUGUAAGUCCUUGGAUCUCUUUUCUAGCAAGGCUUUGACUGAAUUCUUGAUGUCCAAUGUAGGUUGUUCCACCGGGUCCAGAAAGAUGUCCUCAUCUUCAGAAUCUGAGUGAAUUAUCUCAAUUGCAGCUUUGGUAGUAGACUGUUUGGGUAGCAACUCUAUCUACUACAAGGCUUCGUUCUAUUGGGGAUACGCUCAUUGAGGAGGGACUUGUGCCUAGAGAUUUCAGAAUCAAGGGUUUCAAGUUUCAUAUAAUUCACUGGAUUAAACCUACCAAAUCAUUGAAACUUAACGUGGAUGCAAGUUACUCACCUGACAGGGCAUCUGGAGGAGCUAUUUUGCGUGACUGUACAGGCAAGUUCAUCUUGGCGAUUAGUUUGAUACAGCCCAGGUCACCUAUUUCAAUAUGAAGAAUCCAGGUAACGAGAGUUGUAUUGAACAAUCAAAUAGAAAAUGCUUCAGGAGGUUGAGGAAGAAGAAAACGUUUAUUUCAUAUCCAUCCCCUGUACAGAGUAUUACAUGCAGUAUAUAUCCAUUUCGGAUUUACAAAAGCUAGCUAACAUAUCACAACUAACUUUUAACAACUUUACACGUGUCAUUUUAUUAACUAUACAGCAUGUAAUAAUAUGGCUUCCUAUUUCCGUUGAGCUAGAGCUGAUCUGGCCACUUGAUCCAACUAUAUCAACUGCAUCAAUACUCCUCCCUUAACAGUUGACUUGUCCUCAAGUCACUGAAGCAUAAAAGGUAGGAUACAAGGCCUUAAUAGAAUCUGACCACUCCCAAGUAGCCUCCUCCUUCUCCUGGCCCUUCCAUUGGAUCAGAAACUUAACUCUAGCUGCAUUUCCAUGUUUCACCAGUUGUCUCUCCAAUACAGCCUUAGGCUCCACCAAAGUCUCUUUUGCUAACCCAUGUAACCACUCUGGUAUAUGAGGCUUAGCUGGCAACUGUCCCCUGAACUCCUUCAAUUGGGACACAUGGAAGACAUUAUGAACUUUAGCCUCAGUUGGUAGGAUCAAUUGGUAAGCCACUUUUCCUACUACUUUGCUGAUCUGAAAUGGACCAUAAAACUUUGGAGAUAAUUUUUCAUUGGUCCUGAAUUCCACUGAAUUCUGUCUGUAAGUUUGUAGUUUCAACCAAACCCAAUCUCCCAACUCAAACUUCCUUUCAGAUCUAUGCUUGUCAGUUUGUACCUUCAUUCUAUUUUGUGCCUUUUCCAACUGAAAUUUUAACAUCUUAAUCAUGGCUUCCCUUUGUUGCAAUGAUCUGUCAACUGCUUCCACCCUAAUUUCACCAGGCAAGUAUGGUAAAUAUAAUGGUGGGGAUUGAUUAUACGCAGCCUCAUAUGGAGUCAUCUUGAUGGAUGAGUGAAAAGAAGUGUUAUACCACCCUUCAGCCAAUGGUAUCCACUUGCACCACUCAGCUGGUUUUUCAUUGCACAUACACCUUAGAUAGCUUUCAAGGCAUCUAUUGACUACUUCAGUCUGACCAUCUGUUUGCGGAUGGAAGGAAGUAGAUAACAACAAAUCCACUCCUUGUAUGCUGAAGAGGGCCUUCCAAAAAGUACUGAGAAAUCUGGAACCCCUAUCACUUACAAUAGUCCUAGGCCAGCCAUGUAAUUUGAACACAUUAUCAAGAUAAAUCUGUACUACCUCUACUGCUGAAAAAGGAUGCUUGAGAGUCAUGAAAUGAGCAUACUUGCUCAUUCUGUCAACUACUACAAAUAUAGUAUCCUUACCACAAGAUUUAGGCAAACCUUCAACAAAAUCCAUAGAUAUAUCCAUCCACACAUCCUGAGGAAUAGGAAGAGGUUGCAGUUUACCAGGAUAAGCUGCAUUAUCAUGCUUAGAUGCCUGGCAUACUACACAAGCCCUUAUAAAUGCAUUAACAUUUUUAUUAAUUCCCUUCCAAUAGAAUAUUUGAAGGAUCUUUUGAGUUGUUGCAUCCCUUCCUGAAUGAUCUCCCACAGCAGAAUUGUGUGCCCAAUGCAGUACUUUAUUUCUGACCAUAUCCUCUUUUCCAAUGACAAUCCUCCCUUUCUUUCUUACCACACCAUCCCUCAAAGUAUAUGAAUCAUACUUCAUGUCAGGACUAGCCUCUAAUUUCACAAUCAACUUCUGCACACCUUCAUCUCCUUGGUAGCUCCCUUUGACUAAAUCCAAUAGAUUUGAAUCCACAGAGGAUAAUGCCAAACAUAAAAGUUCAGCUCCUGUCACUCUAGAAAGGGCAUCGGCCACUUUAUUUUCCACACCACUCUUGUAUUGGAUUUCAUAUCUAAAACCCAUUAAUUUGGACAGCCAAAAUUGUUGGAAUGGAGUAGACACCUUCUGCUCUAGCAACCAUUUCAAACUUUUUUGAUCAGUUUUGAUAAUAAAAGACUGACCAAACAUGUAUUGUUCCCACUUCUGUACUGCAAACACCACGGCUAGUAUUUCCUUUUCAUAUACAGACAAUUUCUGCCACCUCAUUCCCAAAGAUCUACUAAUAAAGGCUAUUGGAUGUCCCUCCUGCAUCAACACAGCCCCUAUACCAUUAUUGGAAGCAUCAGUUUCUACAACAAACUGUUUAUCAAAGUUAGGUAAUGCCAACACGGGUGCAGUAGUUAAGGUUUGUUUGAGUGUCUCAAAAGCCUUAGUUGCUUCAUUAUUCCAGUGAAAUGAUCCUUUCUUUAACAACUCAGUAAGUGGUUUAGAAAUCAAUGCAUAACUCCUUAUGAAUCUCCUGUAAUACCCAGCCAUACCCAAGAAACUCCUAAGCUGUUUUAAAGAAGCUGGAAUAGGCCAUUUCACUAUUGAUUCAAUCUUUCUGGGAUCUGUCUCAACACCAUUACCAGAUAUAUAGUGCCCCAAAUACUCCACUUUCUGAAUCCCAAAAGCACAUUUGCUCAUCUUAGCAUAUAGCUUAUGUUGUCUUAAUACCUCAAACACCUGUUGGAGAUGAAUCUUAUGUAACUCCAAGUUAGGGCUAUAUAUUAAAAUGUCAUCAAAGAAUAUCAAGACAAACUUUCUCAAAAAAUCCUUGAAUAUAUGAUUCAUGAAAGCUUGAAAAGUAGCUGGUGCAUUUGUCAACCCAAAUGGCAUAACUAGAAACUCAAAAUGCCCACAAUGAGUUUUAAAUGCUGUUUUGAACACAUCAUCUUUAUGUACCCUCAACUGGUGAUACCCAGCUCUCAAAUCAAUUUUGGAAAAAAUCUGUGCUCCUGAUAAUUCAUCAAUCAACUCCUCCACUACUGGAAUAGGGAAUUUAUCUUUUAUAGUCUGGUUAUUCAAAGCUCUGUAGUCUGUACACAUCCUCCAGUCACCAUCUUUCCUUCCUACCAAUACCACUGGUGAAGCAUAGGGUGAAGCACUUGGUUGAAUGACAUCUUUCUGCAGCAACUCAUUAACUUUUUCUUCAAUGAUGUCCUUUUGCUUGAGGGGAUAUCUGUAGGGUCUCACAUUUACAGGUUGAGACCCUUCUUUCACAGGGAUUCUAUGAUCAAACACUCCUCUACUUGGUGGCAAUCCCUGUGGCUCUGCAAAUAUAUCCUCAUACCUUUUAAGCAACCCUUGCAAGACUUCUGGAAUAACAUGAUCUGCUGAAUCAUGAGCCAUGUUGAUGCCAAAAUGUGUCUCCACUUGCUCCUCUUUAUUAUCAACAUUCUGACUGUAGCACUGGAUCAUGUAUAAAUGAUUAACGUGUUUCAUCUGCUUCUUUGUCCCUUGCAUAGCCCUUAUUUCUCCAUUUUUCUGUCCCUUUAACACCACUUUAUGACCCUUGUGUUCAAAUUUCAUGCAUAACUCUUGGAAAUUCCACUUUAUUUCUCCCAAUGUACUCAACCAUUGAACUCCCAAUACUAUGUCGUAACCUCCCAGUGGUAACACCAAUAUGUCUCCAGUAAAGAAUGUGUCCUGCAUCUUCCAUGUAAAAUUUUUACAAACAUAGUUACAUUCAGUAUGGGAACCAUCUGCCACUGCUACUGACAUAGUAUCCACUUUAUGUAGCCUACAUCCCAACUUCUUAGCCAUGUUGAGGCUUAAGAAAUUGUGUGUACUUCCUGAAUCCACCAAAAUCAGCACCUUCUUCUUAUCCACAUAACCUGUCAGCCUCAUGGUUCUAUAAUCCAAAUACCCAUUCAGAGCAUGAAAAGAUAUAAGUGGUUCCUCCUCUUGCAUAACAAACUCACUGACACUUUCCUGCCCAACCUUUUCUUCUUCUGCACUUCCCUCAAUCUCCACUAGGAAUAACUGUGUACCUUUGUGACUGCAAACAUGCUCCCUACUAUAAGGUUGGUCACAAUAGUAACACAAUCCUUUGGCUCUUUUUUCAGCCCUCUCACUGGCAGAUACAAACUUUCUUGGUGUUGGAGUAGCAAUGUUUUUAUUUAUAGGAAGUUUAAUAUUUGAAAUAGGUGUAGGGAGUAUAGGUUUGUGUAGGCUCAUUUUCUGUGAACUACCAGCUUUAGAUUGCAUAGUAAUGGCUUCUACUGUGUCUUCUUGCAAACUGGCAAAUUCUAUAGCCUCUGCUAUAUUCUUCGGAUUAAAAGCCUUAACAAAAGAUUUGAGAGUAGGCUUUAGAGCAGCUAAGAAACAAUCUAAAAAGUAACUCGCUGGUAGUUUAGGAUUUCUCUGAACCAUUGCAGCCUUGAGGGAUUCAAAUUCAUCUAUAAAAGUCUCUAAAGAUCCUGUUUGUUUCAAUGUAUUAAAUUUUUCCACCGUUUUAGUGUUAGAAUUAUCAUUGAAUCUAGCAGUCAGAUCUCUUAUAAAUUUUUUCCAAUUCAACCUUUUAUGAGAUGAUACAUAACUUCCAAACCAACUGGCAGCCCUUCCUUCUAGGUAUAAUGAAGCUAGAUUGAUCCUUUGUUUCUCAGGAAUAUUACAGAGUUGAAAAUACCUUUCACACUUCUGGAUCCAACGCUUCACAUUCUGCCCCUCAAAAGUAGGAAAUUCUACUUUCGGAAUGAAUCUGAAUGUUUGUUGGUUGCGCGUGAGAGAUUUAUCCUGUUCGUCAUUAUCCUCUUCCUCAGAAGAUACUUCAUCAUCUUUAUCAUAUUCAUGCUCAUCUUCCGAUUCUUCUGAACGAACAUUCUUCUUUUUCUGCAUCUCUACUACUUUUGCCAUGAUUUUAUUCAUCAUUUCCAUCAAGAUUUUAUUCUGAUUUUCGAGUUUCAGAUCAAACUCGAUUUUCAUAUUUCUCAGAACUUCGUCCAUGUCGGCAUUAGCUUUCCUCGUAUUCACCAUACUUCACCUUCUGCGAACUCUUCGCAAAUGAUUUCAAUGGAAUUACAACAGCCGUGAAUGAAUUAUUCGAAUCCACAAAGGUCUCUGAUACCAAUGAUACAGCCCAGGUCACCUAUUUCAAUAUGAAGAAUCCAGGUAACGAGAGUUGUAUUGAACAAUCAAAUAGAAAAUGCUUCAGGAGGUUGAGGAAGAAGAAAACGUUUAUUUCAUAUUCAUCCCCUGUACAGAGUAUUACAUGUAGUAUAUAUCCAUUUCGGAUUUACAAAAGCUAGCUAACAUAUCACAACUAACUUUUAACAACUUUACACAUGUCAUUUUAUUAACUAUACAACAUGUAAUAAUAUGGCUUCCUAUUUCCGUUGAGCUAGAGCUGAUCUGGCCACUUGAUCCAACUAUAUCAACUGCAUCAUAGUUUUCCACUGCAAGCUCAAUCGGCUAUUGAUGCUGAGCUACAGGCGAUUUUCUACGCUGUGAGAUGGAUGCUCAACGAAGGCUUUGUUUGCUUCCAGAUAGAAUCCGACUCUGCCCAAGCUCCAAUAUCUUGCGGGCAAACAUGAAAGAAGAUGGACGGGUCAAAUUCAGGAAAUAUCACUUGAAGCGAAUAGGAAACAACUCUCUUUUUAUCAUACGAAAAGGGAGGUCAAUUGGGCUUCACAUCACUUGGCCCAGGUCCAGGAUGAUUCCUUUAAAGUUUAUACCGGUUUCGAUCAGCUCCCGAUCUUAGCUAAAAGGGCUUUUUGGAUGGAUUUUUUUGGUAUUCCUUCUUUUAGAAUAUAAGGUUUGGUUAUUUUUUGUUUUAAUAGGGGUAAGGUUUGGUCUCUUUGUUUCUUUUUUGUUAAUGAGGUUUUUGGUUUAGUCCCCCUCAUUUUUGUAAUCCGCUACUCAUUAAUAAAAUUCUGGUAUCUGACUCCCGACAUUUACCCCACUGAUUUUGGUGGUUUACCUUCCGGGAUAAAAAAAAGAUACGGGGUAUAAGAUAAGCAAAUAAUAACUGAUUGGGAGAAUUUCCCCUCUCAUAUUUUCUAUCUCAAGACACUUUAAGCUUAUGCAAAGACAUUUUUCUAUAAUUGUCACAUAUGUGGUGACAAUCAAUAAAUUUCUAGCUCUAUCACUGGAAAAAGAAGAAAUUUUUCUACCUAGACAUAUUUUAGUCAUUUAAAGCUUUAUAUGUAUGGCGUUAUCGAGAGAAAAUAUGGAUUGAUGAUUUUAAUACAUUAUAAGAAGAGAAAAGCAUUAGAUGUUGCCACUAAAAAUUCUCUUUGAAGUAGUUUUUCAAAACUCUAACAAUUAAGUUCAAUACUUUAUUAUUUGUUGCCCACAAUGCUAAUUAUUACGUAUCAAUUUCUAAUGGAUAGUGUUGAUUUCUUUACUUUAAUUUUCUUUUACUUUGAAUAUUUGUGAUAUUGAUUUAUACUUUUUGAUAUUAACUUAUUUUACUCCAUUUUUUAAAUGAUAUAGAAUUGUAAAAAAAUCAUUUUUAUAUUUAAUUAGAUCAUGAACAAAAAUAUAUAAGGACCAACUAUUUUUUCCCGUGCGUAUGCACGGGUGCUGUGCUAGUUUAUAAUAAAGAUAACAUAUGCUUACCUAUUCUAGUGUAAAUUUAAAUAAAUGCAAAAACAAUUAUAGAAUCAAAAUGAGAAAAUUAAGAGUUGUGUUUUGAUUAACCUUAUUUAUUUUUGUACUACACACAUUUUUUCGGUCUAUUAGCCUUUUAUUUUCUUUAUAUUUUUGAGAGUUAUUUAUUUAAUGCAUUUAUAGUUAUAAAAUGGUAAAAACAUAACUAGUCAUAUUGUGUGAAUAGGCAUGAACUUUAGCAAUAUAUAGAUAAAUUUUGUUGGUCCCGUUUUAAAUGGGAACAGUCUAGAGGGGGGGGGGGGGGGGGUGAAUAGACUGUUCAUGAUUUUUCAAACUUUUCUCUAAGUCACAACUGACUUAUCAGAGAUGGUCGAAUUCUGGUGACAGAGAAGGUCAAGUUCUGAUGGCAGAACUGGACCUGGCAGCGGAUUGGUUUCUGUCCGGGUAGCCUCAGAAAACACUAAGGCAAGUGCCUUUCUGAUAACUCUUAAGGGAGAUCUACUGAACACAGAGUCCAACCUUUUGAGUUAAACAGUCAAGUUCUUAAGUGCAGAAUUAAAUAAGUAAAGUAAAUGACACCGGGGAUUUUUAUAGUGGUUCAAGGAACAACUUGUUCCUCUAGUCCACUGUUCCACUAAGCUUGCAAAAACAACAGUUUACAAUGCCUUAGUCCCUAGAACUUAAGAAGCACUCCACGUCUUCUUCAAGCAUAUUUGCCCCCGGGAUGCAGUCCUGCUUCCUGAUGGCUGGUCUCGUUUCACUGAGUCUCUUGGAAGUAUCCCCACUUCACUUACUCCAGUUAGUUUGAGACGACCCUUCUUUUUCAAGAAGUGUUUGAUUCAAGAUCAGUUUUCUCCAACGUUGCUUCUUCACAAAGGAUGUGUAGAUGAUGCUUUCGAAGUGUUGAAGAACUGAAGAAAGCUUGAAGGUCUUUGGUUCAGAGCAAAUAAGUUGAGAAAAGUUGUGUAGCAAAAGUUAUCCUGGCAGUUCUUCAAAGUGUAUCUUAUAUACUGAGAGCAGUCUUCCCGUUGGAGUGUAGAAGACAGCUUCAUUGAAUGCUUGUACUGUUGAUUUGACCGGUUGGACCUUCGACUUGCUAUUUUGGGGGCAUGAAGAUUCCCGCAUGGUCAAUUAUCAGCUUUAAAUAUAUCUUAGUACGUACAACAUUAAUUGAGAAUUUAAUGCGUGUACAAUACCAUGUUCCCGUCGAAUGGCUCCUAGCCAUUAGAGGAUUUCCCGUUAGUUUCACGGUCGUUGGUAAGUGCCUUCGAGUUCUGCUAAGUAAGAGCAAGUCUGAUGAGGCUUUCUGAUCCGAACUCUGAUGACUGCCUCUGAUGCCAACUCUGGUACCCAACUCUGGUAGCUUCUCUAGAGAGCAACUCUGAGAGCAACUCUGGUAGAUAUUCUGAUCAAGAAGGCCAAGAGGGUUUCUGGCAUGUCGACUAUGCUAAUACUUACAAAGAAAUUUUUCUAAUACAAAAAUUCUAUAGGGGUACUUUCAAAUUCUAAUAAACCUAGCAUCAUCAAAAUCUAAUUACAUUUAUUCCUUACAAUUUCCCCCUUUUUGAUGAUGCCAAAACCCUUUAACUAUUUCCAGAGAAGUGCCUUUCACCAUAAAAGAAUAAAGUUAAAAACUUUCAUUAAAAUCUUGGUGGGCAACUUGAUAUAGGAAAAUAGUAAGAGUACAGUACAAUCAGAUAGCAAUAAAAGGAAUUAAGGUAUCAGAGCAAACGAAAGGAAAACACAGAAAGUAAAGAAGAACAGAUAAUUUAAGAUGCCAUGCAAAUUAGAGGCAGAGAUGGUAUCUUAUUAUCAGAGAGUUAAAUACAGAAACAGAGAUGGAAGAUUAAGUUUCUUCUUCAUCUACCUGGGGUCCUGCUUUGUCAAUCCUCUCAAGUUCUGCAUUGACCUUAGCUCUGAUUGAGGCUAAGUCCCUUGGAUUCUGAUAGUCUGCCCAGUGAGGUGCAAGCUUGCAAUCCAAGUAGUUUCUGAUUGCUUCUGAUAUGUUUUUGCCAGCUAGAACUCUCAUAUGCCACCAUAUUUCAGCUUUUUGUAUUGAUCCACCAUGGUUGAUUUGGACAAGUCCAUCACUGUCCAUAAACAAAUUUUCUUGUUGUAGUGGAGUCAUAAGCUUCUUCAUUUGAGUAAAUUGAUCUCUGUCAGGUCUAGACAUCCCACUCUUCAUCCACUCGUUAAAUGUAAAGUUUGAGGACUUCUUCUUUGAGCUUCUGGGAGGUGGAGGAGGAGGUCUGGUGCCUGUAGUAGCUAGCUUUUUCUUCUUUGCAGCUUCGGAGUAAGGAGCAGGAUCAAUAGUAGAUGAGGGUCCUCUGAUAGAUAGGGCUCUGGAGCUUGGACCUUCCUCUUCUCUGGUCUCUUCCCCUUUUUGGCCUCAACAAGAUCACCAAGGAGGAGCUCAAUCAUAGAGAACUCUGAAGCCCGAGCAUCUCUGAUCUAAUCUAGAGCUUCUGGCAGAGUUUGGGUAAUAGAGGCCAGUCCUUCAAUCAGGCUCUGUUGUCUCUCCAUGGUUGAUUGGAUGCUCUGGGUACUGGCUUCAAGGAGUACCAACUUCUGGUAUUGCUCCUUGUCCUUUUGAAGAAGAUCAGAGGCUUGCGCUUUGUGUUCUGUACAAAGAGUUCCUAUCUCCAUAAAGCGCUCUGAGGACUGAUCAGCAUUCCAUUGUAGAAUGUCUAAGGCUUCAGUUAUCUCCUUCAGUGUCUCGUUCUGAUUAUUUAGAGAUUGGGAGUGGAAGUAGAGGACAGAGUUGAUUCCAUCUACUUCCUUGGAGACUGCAUCAAUCUUGUUAUUGGAUGAGUUCAUGAAUGCGUGCAGGGACUCUGUUAGAGAGUCAAGCUUUUCUGAUAGCUGCUUUAAGCCUUGGUUGAGAUUGAUAUUGGUGUGAGUCAGAUGUUCAUAAUGCUUGUCGUUUAUGACUAUAAGCUUGUUCAUGUUGUCCAGCAUCUGACCACUGAACUCUUCUACAGAUUGCACAAACUGGUUGAAGUCUAUCUGAAGCUCUUCUGGAGUAAAUCCUUGCAUCUCCAAACCACUUCCCUUAGGGAAUGGAGUGUUGUCGUCAGUGUUUUUAGGAGAAAGAUCUCUAGGAGGUGUCUUCCUCCUUUUAGAUGUGAAAUCAGCCACAAGAGAGGAUGUGAGGAAUCCAUCAUUGUCAGCAUUUGAGGAUAAUAUGCGGAUGGGAAUCUUUCUCUUGGGCGUUGAGGCUACAGAGAGUUGAGGAGAGAUUUGUGGUGUGGCAGCUCUGGAGUUGGACUUGGGUUUCUGCUGAGGGGGUGAGUUCUGGUGAGAGGGGGUUUUCUGUUGGGGAGAGUUCUGAUGAAUAGGGGGUCUCUGAUGAGAGGAGCUCUGGUGGGUGAUGGAUUUCUGAGGUUUAGGAGAGGGUGGUGGUGAGGGUGAGCGGUUUCUGGGAGGUGUAGGUUGUUUGCAAGGUGAUGGAGAGUUUGAUUUGGACUUCUGUGGUGUUGGAUUUCUGGUGGGGGAUGGUGGAGGAGAAGAGGUUUUCUGUAGUGAAGGGGCUUUCUGUUUGAGUGGAGAUAGGGAUUUUGUAGGUGAUUUGGGAGGUGAGGGGGAUCUGGGUGUAGAGAUUUUAAGUGGGGGUGAUUGAUGUGCAGUAGAAGAUUUGGGAGGGGAAGGAGGAGUUGUAUGGAUUACCUCAAGAAUAGUUUCUGAGAACAAGGAUUCUCUCCAUUCCUUGAUCAGCUUUUCCAUUGUCAGAGGAAAGUCAUUUGCAGUGGAGGGUUCCCCUUCUCCAUGAGCGCUAUGACGGAAUUUGAUAAGAGAUUCUUUUCUUUUCUUUUCUAUUAGCCAUUCAUCAAAGACUGCCAUUUCAUGCUCCUCCAGGGCUUUGACAUGCUCUUCUGGAGAUGAUGAAGUUAGAGGUGCUUUAGCUUGAUGUUUCUCUUUCUUUUUCUGCAGAACAGAGAUGAGAAAGGCAAGAUCAAAGCACUGGGACACAUUUUCUGUGCCUACCCAGUGAAGAACUGCAGCUUCUUUUGCCUCAUAGCUGUCAAAAUAUUGUAUUAUUUUCUCGAGUGGCCCCAUCCUCCAUCUUCUCCAGGCUAAGACUCUCUCAAACUGCUUCUGAAGUAUUGUAUUGAAGUCAGUCUCUGGUGCUCUGUCAGAGAUGACUUGAGGUUCUGGUAGAUCAGCAGUGAUGGGCAAGUCUGGUACAGAAGAGGGUUGUGCAACAGGUUCAGGUUCCCCCUGAGUUUCUGAUCCCUUUGCAGGUGAAACUGUUUUCUUUUUCUUUUUCUUCAUGGGUUGGAGACCAGAGUUGUCAGAGUCCUCACUCUGAACAACUAUCUUCCUUCUCCUUUUCAUCUUCUGCUUCUUAGCAGGAGAAGAUCUGAUUUGCUUUGGGGGAGCCAACUCUGAUGCGCCCAUCUCUGGUGCAUCCAUUUCUGGUAAAAUCCUCCUGUCAUUCUUCUUCUUCUUCCUGACAUCCCUUGCAACCUGCGACUGCUCAGAUUGUUCUGAAGUCACAGUGGGCUUCUUGGAGGUCUUCCUGGGAACAGGUUUGGGUUUCACAGCCUGUUGCUCCCUCUUUUUCUCUAGCCUUUCCUCUCUUUUCAACUCAGCAGAUAUGGCUAUAUUCAGCUUAGGAGAUGCAGUAAGGAAGAUGGUUUUGGAGUGGUCAACUGGGGAAGGGUCCCUGAGUUGAACUCCAUGGGCAGUGAGGAUGGCAGAGAGAAGAAGACCAUGGCCCAUCUUGGUUGAAAAAGGCCUGUUUUCUGAUCCCUCUUCUUGAUAAAUUCAGUUAAAGAACCGAAAAUUACCUCGCCCCAGUUUAUAUUCAUUCCAUGGCGAACAGCAAAGAUUGCUUUGCAGUUGGCUUUGUUUAUUUCGUCAGUUGAGCCAGUUUUGCACCACAAGCUCCUAUGCAAGAUGCUGACCAGCUUCUCAUAGUCCUUCUUCAGUAAGAACUUCUUCAUGUACAACUUGUCUAGGUUGGCGGCCUCAGGGUGGAAGUAGGUCUGUGCAAAUGCUUCUACAGAGACAUCCACUGACUCCAGGUCAAUGAGAGUAGGGCUUUCAGGGUCUUGAGAGUCCAGUUGGACUCCAAAGAAUUCGUUGAGGGCAUCUGCAUUGAGAGCGAUGCUUUUUCCCUGCACCUGGGAGUGAACUCCGUUCUUGGUGAUGGUGGCGUUCAGGUAGAACUCAGCCACAUCUUUGGUGCUGAACAGUUCAUAAGGAUGAGCAACAACCUUGCUCAGUUGAGACUCGUUCAUCCCUUGGAUGAUCUUUUCCAUCCGUUUCUGGUUCUCUACUAGUAGCGGUAGAGCUGACAUGUCCACCUUCAUGCCAGUCACAAUGUUAGCAACAAUGGCCUUGGCUUCCUCCUUAGUGAGGUCAUUUACGUUUAUGAAGUUCAUUUUCUGAGAGAUUUUUGAAAGAUUCUGGAGAUUUAGGAGUUCUGAGGGGGUUAAAGGUUUUAGAGCAAAUAUACGUUUAGAGAGAUGAAGUAUCAGUAGCGGUUUAGGUUGAAGAAGGUGGGUUAAAUGGUUUUGGGUUAGUGGACGUUUGGGAUUAUUUAUGGUUUUGAGGUAGCAUUUAAAGAAAUGCGGGCGGAAAACGUUUCCAUUAAAGGAAUAAUAAUCAGGGGUAAUCUGGUAAAAGACCUGUUCAAGUUAAAAGGUCUUGCCCGUUCCUCGAAAAAUAACUAAGUCCACAAGGGUCUCUGAUGGACUUUAGAUAAGGAUCCCUGUAUCAGAGAAUGUGGUUCUCUGAUGAAGGGUACUCUGGUGAUCAGAGAUGGAGGUACUCUGAUGUGAGGUUCUCUGUUCCAGAAGGCAGUUCUGGUCCACAGCAACUCUGGUUCAUGCAUCUCUGGGAGGAUCAUCCAUCAUUCCCAGUUCUUCCCUUAGCUUGUUAAACCUUGCCUCAGGUAAAGGCUUGGUUAGUAUAUCCGCUAGCUGAUCUUCUGUAGGUACAUGCUCCAUACAAAUAUGUUUCUUCUCCACAUGAUCUCUGAUGAAGUGAUGUCUGAUCUCAAUGUGCUUUGUCCUGGAAUGAAGCACUGGAUUCUGAGUGAUUGCAAUGGCACUUGUGUUGUCACAGAGCAGCUUAAUCUCCUUUUCUUGAAUUCCAUAGUCCUUCAGUUGUUGCUUCAUCCAGAGUAACUGAGCACAACAAUUCCCAGUUGCAAUGUACUCAGCUUCUGCUGUACUGGUUGAGAUUGAAUUCUGCUUCUUGCUAAACCAGGAGACAAGUCUCCCACCUAGCAUUUGGCAGUGACCAGAGCUGCUCUUCCUGUCUAACCUGCAACCUGCAAAAUCUGAGUCAGAGUAACCAAUUAGUUCAAAGUUACCUCCCUUGGGAUACCAUAGGCCUGCAUUUGGAUUUCCUUUGAUAUAUCUGAUGAUUCUUGUAGCAGCGCUUAGAUGGCUCUCCUUGGGCUUUGAUUGGUAUCUGGCACAGAUUCCAACAGAGAAUGAGAUAUAUGGUCUGCUUGCAGUUAGAUAGAGGAGAGAUCUUAUGAUUCCUCUGUAGGUGGUUGCAUCGACAUCUUUUCCUUCAUCAUCUGGACCAAUUCCUUGUGAAGUGUUCAUGGGAAUCUUUACUGAGGAUUUGUCUUCUACUCCAAAUUUUUUGAUCAGGUCUCUGGUAUACUUCCCUUGAUUGAUAAAGAUUCCUUCUGGAAUUUGAUUGACUUGUAGUAGGGCUGCACAUAAAUUCCCUGAACCCGCAAAACCCGGCCGCUCCGACCCUACCCGGCCGACUUUAGUCGGUUAUUGGGCCCAUAAAAAAUGUUGUGGGUUUAUUUUUUAAAAACCCGUACAUUUGGGUAGGGUUACGGGAUUCCCUUGAAAACCCCGAUAACCCCCCGACCCGGCCGCCUAAAUUAACUUCCGUACAUGCGCCUCUAUUCCUCUAACUCUCUAAGCCCCUAAGUCCGAAUUUCAGAAUAUGUAGAGGCGGCCCGGAUUUUUUGUUCUCUGGCAACUUUCCGAUUCCCACCUCUUCGAUGCUCUCAAACUUUAAUUUGCUUCGACCCUUCGAUUCUCAAAAUAUGAGAGCUUCAAUCUUCGCAAUAGGCUCAGGAUGUUUUACCUAUUUAUAUGCAUCCAACAGCCCUAAGCCCCUAGUUCGAUUUUCAUCCUUUCUCUGGCAGUCAAGACUCAAGAACUCAGAAUCCUUCAAGAAGAGUUGAUUAGUGAGCUACGAAAAGAGGUAUGCACCCAGUACCCACCCAUAUGCUUCGUGAAUCUGACACUUAGUUGGUUUACAAUUUUAUUCUUUUCUUAAUUAUUAUUUAUUUCAUAUAAUUCAGGAAUUUCUUUCAUUAUUUUUGUGUAGAUGGAUUCACUUGAUGUGUCUGAUUCAGUUAAUUUAAGCUUAGAAACAAUAGACACACCCAGCCCUGCAAAUCUCACCCCCUCUGAGAAUCAAACCCCCCCUCCCGUUCAAGUCAGUGAUGUUGAGGUAGAAAAAGGAUCUUCAGGGAAAAAAAAUCUUACCUUUGGAGUCAUUUUACUCUCAUUCCGGGGAGGGAUCCAGAAGACCCUAAGUGCUCUUGCAACUAUUGUGGAGCAGAAUACAAAUGUCACAGUAGGAAGCAUGGUACUAGUAGCAUGAAAGUUCAUUUUGAGCAUCAAUGUAAAAAAAAUCCACACAAAGUCCAGGAUAAGAAACAAAAAUGCUUGAGCUUUGACAUAGCUGGAAAUGGUGGUCUGACUGCUGUAGGAUUCAAUAAAGAUAAUUGCAGACUAGUGUAAUACCCGAGAUUAAUUUAAGAGGAUUAAUAGUACUACUCAUACCAACAAGAUGCAUCUCCUUUUAAGGGAGCUCAUCACCCAAGAACUUCAAAGUUAAGCGUGCUUGCACGGGAGUAGUCUUGGGAUGGGUGACCCCCUGGGAAGUUUCUCGGGGCGUGCACGAGUGAGGACAAAGUGCGCAGAAAAGGCUAGUGGCGGUUUGUGAGGACAGUACUAGAGGUCUGGAGUAACUACCUCGGGGCCUACGGGGCCGGGGUGUUACAAAUGGUAUCAGAGCAACCCUGCGACAGUGUGCUGACCCGUUGGAUAUCAGGCGGGCACUUAGCGGGGCAAGAUUCUGGGGUUUGAUUGAGAUUGGUUUAAGGACGCAACGAGGACGUUGCGAUCCUAAGUGGAGGUGAUUGUAAUACCCGAGAUUAAUUUAAGAGGAUUAAUAGUACUACUCAUACCAACAAGAUGCAUCUCCUUUUAAGGGAGCUCAUCACCCAAGAACUUCAAAGUUAAGCGUGCUUGCACGGGAGUAGUCUUGGGAUUGGUGACCCCCUGGGAAGUUUCUCGGGGCGUGCACGAGUGAGGACAAAGUGCGCAGAAAAGGCUAGUGGCGGUUUGUGAGGACAGUACUAGAGGUCUGGAGUAACUACCUCGGGGCCUACGGGGCCGGGGUGUUACAACUAGCUUUAGCAAAAAUGAUUGUCAUGGAUGAAUUGUCUUUUAGAUUUGUUGAGGGUGAAGGAUUUAUGAAGUUCUGACAAGUAAUGCAGCCUAGAUUUGUUAUCCCUUCUCGUAUGACUGUUGUUAGGGAUGUAUAUAAGCUAUUUUCUGAUGAAAAGAAAAAACUCCAGGCUGAGAUAAAGAAGCAAAACCAGAGAGUAUGCUUGACCACAGAUUGUUGGACCUCUUUGCAAAAUAUAAACUAUAUGUGCUUAACUGCUCACUACAUUGAUGUUGAAUGGAAUUUGUGUAAAAAAGUUUUAAACUUUUGUCAAAUUUCUAGUCAUAAGGGGGAGUUAGUUGGUAAGGUCAUUGAAUCUUGUUUGCAUGAUUGGGGCAUUGAUAGAGUUUUAACAAUUACAGUUGAUAAUGCCUCUUCUAAUGACACUAUGAUUGCAUUCUUGAAAAGAAAAUUGAAUAGCUGGAAAGGUUCUGUUUUGGGAGGGGAGUUUAUGCAUAGUAGGUGUUGUGCUCACAUCAUUAACCUAAUUGUGAGUGAGGGAUUAAAAGACCUUCAUGAUUCGAUUUCUGCAAUUCGUAAUGCGGUGAGGUUUAUCCGAAGUUCUCCAGCUAGACUUUCAAAAUUUAAAGCAUGUGCUGAGAGGGAAAAAAUUGAGUUCAAUGGGCUGUUAGUGUUAGAUGUACCCACUAGGUGGAACUCUACAUACCUAAUGUUGGAAUCAGCCAUUAAAUUUCAAAAUGCAUUUGAGAGGUAUGAAGAUGAAGAUGACAAGUAUUUGUCUUAUUUUGGUGAGGAGGAAGGUGGGAAAAAAAAGAAAGGCCCUCCAACUUACACUGAUUGGGAGAUUGCAGCAGUAUUUGUCAAGUUUCUGAAAGGGUUUUAUAACACUACAUUGAAGUUUAGUGCAACCUUAAAUAUCACAUCAAAUGCCUACUUCCAUGAGCUAUGUGAAAUGCAAAGUCAGCUCACAUACUUAAGCAAUCAUAAGGGCUCUCUACUUUCCAAGAUGGCUGCUAGCAUGGAGAAAAAAUAAUGUUAAUUGUUAAUUGUAUUCUGUUGGUGGCGGUAGUACUUGAUCCUAGGUUUAAAAUGGAAUACUUGACUCACUGCUUUAGCUACCUUUUUGAUCAAGGAUCUCCCGUUCAUGAAAUCUUCCCUAAAAAGGUGAAAGAUACGUUGUAUCGUUUAUUUGAGUUCUAUAGUGGUUUCGGGUCGGAAAAUGGGGUAAAAGAUAGCAACCAUGGUGAAGGAAUUGCAGGUAUGAGUGCUGAUGAUAGUCUGGAAGGGAGAAACUGUCUAUGGGGCUCUUUUGCUCAAAAGAUGAAGCAGAAGAAUGAAAAUGAUUUCAAGAAUGAGAUUUAAAGAUACUUGGCAGAUCCAGUUGAAGAUCCAACAAUUGAUAAUUUUGAUCUAUUAUCUUGGUGGAAGCUAAACUGUUCCAAGUUCAACGUUCUUUCACAAAUUGCAAGAGAUGUUCUGGCUAUUCCCGUGUCAACAGUAGCUUCUGAGUCAGCCUUUAGCACUGGUGGCCGAAUCUUAGAUCCAUUUAGGAGCUCAUUGAGUCCCAAGACAGUGGAAGAGUUGAUAUGCACUCAAAAUUGGCUUCGAGGUUCUCUUCCUGCUGAAAGCAUAGACCUUGAGAAGAUGGAGGCAUAUGAUAUUGCAGAUUUAGGUGGAUCUUCUUUGGUUGACAAUGGUGAAGCAUUUUCUGGAGAUGUUGGAGCUAGAGGAUGUUGAACAUCAUUGUUUUUUGCUGCAGCACACAUGGAUGGAUUGUUUUGAUUUUUCUUUUUUUGCUUAUUAAAACUGGAUUAUCUCAAUUAUGGAGAUGCUUUUGUGGCUUAUUGGCUUUUAUGCUUUUGCACUUAUCUUCAGUAGUGCUUGUUUUUUUGCUUACUGUUACAAGCAUCUCUGAACUUCUUCUUUGGCUAUUAAUUUAAUCAAAUGUUUUGCAGGCUUAUUUUUGUUUCUCCAUCUAUGAUUUAUGUAUUCAGAAUGCUUCUUUGAUUAGUUCAACUAUAAGUUUUGAUUA